AUGUUUACCGAACAAAAUGGCCGCUGGACGUCUUCUCCUAGGUCUUUGCAUGAUUCAGAAGCCUAUCCUUCCAUUAGUGCAACCGAGAAUGCAGGUAGGAAGGGAGUUCAGCCUCAAUCUCGUGUUGCCAGCUCAGGAACUUUGCUUAAUUCAGGAUCUCUGUCAGAUAGACAGAUGCUUUUACAUGAUUCAACAUGUAUACAAAAUAUGCCCAAGCAAGAUGUCAGGAAAGCUCACUCUCUUCCUCAACGUGAUCCUAGGGCUCCAGCGAAAUCUCAAAGUGACUCUGUACGGACCUUAUCUUCAAGCAGCCAAAACACUAAUACGCAUGAACUACCGGAUGCAUCUCUUGUUGAAAAGUUUGACUCCAAGCAAAAAGCUGAAAAUGCUCCAGGACAAGCGAACAUGAGUGCUUUGAUGGAAGCUGUCAUGAAGAGUGGAAUCCUUUCUAAUAAUUCAACUUGUGAUGCAAUCAAGGAGGAAAGUUUUCAAAAUGAGGUGGUCAGCCCAAGAGCACUGACCCUGUCAGCAGCCUCUAAGCUUAAGACUGUGCCCACCACUGGUGUAACAUCAGCACAGACAUCAAACGAGAAUAGUAAGGCCUCAGAUCCUAUAUCUUCCCUCUUGAGUUCCUUAGUUUCAAAGGGCUUGAUAUCUGCUUCAAAGACUGAGCUGCCAUCUCUUGUACAAUGUGCGGCUCCUUCCAUAUCACAGGACCAUAGUUCUGAUCAUUCUACCAGUAGCUCUUUGUCUGUAACCGUGGUUCCAUCAGAUGCUCAGCCCUUAGUUUCGGUGAAGAAGGGUCCUUCCACUGCACCGGAGGUUGCACCAGUCGGAACAGCAAAAUCGGAACCUGAAACCCUCAUAGGAUUGAAGUUUAGGGCAGAUAAAAUCCGUGAGCUUCACCCCGCAGUGAUUAGUAAUCUCUUUGAUGAUCUUCCACAUCUCUGCAACUCCUGUGGUGUUCGCCUUAAACAAAAGGAAGACCUUGACAGACACAUGGAGCUGCACGAUAAGAAGCUUGAGUUAAGUGGCACAAACAGUAAAUGUAGAGUUUGGUUUCCAAAGGCUGAGGACUGGUUGUCCAUACAGGUUGUUUGACCAAGAGUUCUUUGCCGAGCUGGAAGUUAGGAAAGCAAUCAAACAGGAAAUUAUUUGAGUAACCUCCAUACGAAGGCCAAGAAACCUAUCCUGGAGGAAGUGGUAG
Molecule: messenger RNA, 1207 nt
Organism: Brassica oleracea var. oleracea
Lineage: Eukaryota; Viridiplantae; Streptophyta; Magnoliopsida; Brassicales; Brassicaceae
Biological process (GO): termination of RNA polymerase II transcription
Cellular component (GO): cytoplasm; mRNA cleavage factor complex
Molecular function (GO): RNA polymerase II complex binding; mRNA binding
Source: RefSeq, a predicted model, not a curated record